This is a messenger RNA of Adineta steineri, 1821 nucleotides long. NCBI's taxonomy places the organism in Eukaryota, Metazoa, Rotifera, Eurotatoria, Adinetida, Adinetidae. The record is from the annotation of a GenBank genome assembly.
AUGAUAUCAAUUUUGAUUGUUUUUCAAAGUUUAUUUGUUGUGACAAUAGGUCAAUCAUGUGGAAACUUACCGAUGUAUGCUCGUUGUUCAACGAAUCCUGAUUGUGGAUGUCUUCCUUUUUCAUCUGUAGAUGGUCAAAGCGGAAUUUGUGCUUAUCUUCAUUUGAAUCCUUCAACCUUAAGAACAUGUAAUACAAAUAAUUAUUAUUGUGAUCAACCGAAUACUAUGUGUGUUCAUCAUCCAAGUUUAUCAAUGAGUCGACUAUUGUGUUAUCCGACUGGUAUGACUUCAUUAGAUAUGUGUCCUCCAUUCGUACAAAAUUUAACAACACAACCAUCUACUACAACACCUAUACCAUUAGCAGAGCUUUGUGCUAAUGUAAGCUGGACGAAACAAGGUGUAACUGUUGCUGGAAGUACUUAUAUUGGUACAGCAUUAAAUCAACUUCGAAAUCCAACUUCUUUUGUAUUAGAUUCAAAAACGAAUACUUUAUAUAUUGCCGAUUAUGGAAACGCACGAAUGGUUACUUGGGAAUUAGGUGCAAAAAAUGGAUCACUUGUAUUUGAAGGGAAUGGUGUAGGCAAUAGAACUGAUCAAUUAGGUUGGAUAUCAGGUAUGGUACAAGAUCCAAACGAUGGAAGUUUAAUUAUAUGUGAUGGUACAAAUCGAAGAAUUGUUCGAUGGUCACAACAUUCUGAUAAAAGUGAAAUACUUAUUAAUAAUCUUUAUUGUGGCAGUUUAGCAUUAGAUAAUCAAGGUUUACUUUACAUUUCUGAAUAUGACGAUCAUCGUGUUAGCCGAUGGAUAUUGGGAAAAAACUUAACACAUGAUGGCAUAGUAGCAGGAAAUAAUGGCAAGGGCAAUCGACUUGAUCAAUUACAUAAUCCUUUAGGUCUUUUUAUUGAUCAUAAGCAGGAUAUUUAUAUAGCAGAUUUUGCUAAUGAUAGAGUUGUUAAAUGGGAAAAAGAUGCAAAAGAAGGCACUGUUUCGGGUAAAGUACGUUGGCCUAGAAUAGUUCGUGUUAGUCAGUCAGGAAAUAUGUAUUCAAUCGAUGGAUAUUAUAACAGAAUUAUUCGUUGGACACCAGAGGAUACUAUUGAUGGUACGAUUAUUAUUGGAGAAAAACAAUAUACCCUUAGUCAACCACAUGAUAUAGCGUUUGAUGAAAAUGGAAAUGUGUUUGUUUUGAAUUAUGGCAUUAUUCGUUUAAUAAUGAUUGGUACAUUGCGUGUUAUUUUAAGUAUUUUACUAUGUUUAUCAGUUUUCCUAACAAUACAAUUAUAUUAUUUUGAAUUAAUUUGGCCGUCUUUAACACCUGGCAAUUUUUUAAUGGCACUGAUUUUAUUUAUAGUACGAAUCAUUUUAUUUAUUGUUUUAUUUACAACAAGCAAUGCCAAAACAAUAUUUUUCUUUCUUAUUAUUGCUACCACAAUUAUUUUACUCGUUUUUAUCAAUGAAAUUCGUUGUUUAUAUGUAUUUAUGGAUAACAGUCGUGAAAUAUUUUAUCAAUUAAUGAAAACCUAUCUAUAUGUAAAAGAACCAGAUGAUCUAAGUUUAUAUACGGCUUAUAAUACUAUAAAACAAAAUGGUAUUAUAAAGAUGACUUUUAUUUCUUUAAUAUUGAUUAUAUAUUGGAUUUAUGUUAUUGUAUGUCACCGUGAACAAAAACAAAAAAAUCAAACAAUUAUAGUACCAAUAGUGAAUGAUCAAAGAGUGCUUUAUCCAUCGAGUACUUCUCUUAAUUAUCCAUCAAAUACGUCCGUGUAUAAUCCGUACACUGUAAAUCCAGCUUAUCAAGAUGUUACACAAAAUAUUAAAUAA